This is a messenger RNA of Solea senegalensis (Senegalese sole), 3097 nucleotides long. RefSeq names its product katanin p60 subunit A-like 1 (gene katnal1). Gene Ontology annotation, cellular component: microtubule cytoskeleton. Gene Ontology annotation, molecular function: ATP hydrolysis activity; microtubule binding; microtubule severing ATPase activity. The transcript is spliced from 11 exons. NCBI's taxonomy places the organism in Eukaryota, Metazoa, Chordata, Actinopteri, Pleuronectiformes, Soleidae. The record is from RefSeq and is a predicted model, not a curated record. Gene Ontology annotation, biological process: microtubule severing. The coding region runs from base 204 to 1694 and encodes 496 amino acids.
CAGCGACCAUCUUGAUCAAUUACAAUUUUUCCUUUACGGUGAUUGUUUACCAGCUUGCAACAGGUCAGUGAACGCAGCACAGCAGGCGAACGUCAGUAUUCCUCUCACACACACGGCGUCUUUCUGCGGCCAUGGUAACACUCCUCAUCAGCGGACCUCGAACUCAGAUAAUUAAAUAAAACCAAGUGCUUUUCACACAGCUAAUGUUCAUCAUGGAUUUAGCAGAGAUAUGUGACAAUGCCGAGAGAGGUCGUGAGUAUGCUCUACUGGGAAACUAUGACUCCUCCAUAGUAUACUACCAGGGCGUCCUUCAACAAAUCGACAAGCACCAUCAGUCCCUCAGAGACCCCGCACUCAAAGUUAAAUGGCAACAAGUCAGGCAGGAACUCAACGAGGAAUAUGAGCAGGUGAAAGGCAUCAUGGGAACACUGGAGAGCCUAAAGUUAGGGAAGCCAGCGGAUGCACCUGCACCUUUUGCGCUUCAGUAUGACGAGAGACCAGAGGAUCCAGUCGUCUGGCCUCCACCCAUCCCUGCAGAACACAGGAACCCUGUUGCAGGGAAACGUCCCACUAGUGCAAUGAAACAGCAGAGAAGGGACUCUCCAGGUCUCCAGAAUCGAGGGGUGGUACCAGGAGGUCGCGGUCAGGCAAACCCUAAACCUGAUCGGCCGGGACACAGAGAUGCGCGAGGCACAAAGGCCAAAGACGAUAAGGGAAGGAAAGGAGCUGGAGACUCACCAGGAGAUGUCGAUCAGAAGAAAUUUGAUGGCACAGGUUAUGACAGUGACCUGGUGGACAUGCUGGAGAGAGAUAUUGUGUCCCGCAACCCUAAUGUGCACUGGGGGGACAUCGCUGAUCUGGAGGAUGCAAAGAAGCUGCUUAGAGAAGCUGUAGUUUUACCCAUGUGGAUGCCUGACUUUUUUAAGGGUAUUCGUCGACCCUGGAAGGGUGUGUUAAUGGUCGGACCUCCAGGAACAGGAAAGACCCUGUUAGCCAAAGCUGUGGCCACAGAAUGUGGAACCACUUUCUUCAACGUGUCCUCCUCCACCCUUACGUCCAAAUACAGGGGCGAGUCUGAAAAACUUGUUCGACUGCUGUUCGAAAUGGCCAGGUUUUAUGCACCAACAACCAUCUUUGUAGAUGAGAUUGACUCCAUAUGUGGCAGAAGAGGAACAUCAGAUGAACAUGAAGCCAGCCGUAGGGUCAAAUCAGAACUUCUAGUACAGAUGGAUGGUGUGGGGGGAGCAGCGGAGAAUGAUGACCCCUCUAAGAUGGUGAUGGUUCUUGCGGCCACCAACUUCCCCUGGGACAUUGAUGAGGCAUUACGACGACGCCUUGAGAAGAGGAUCUACAUCCCCCUGCCCACAGCUGUGGGCCGUGCAGAGCUCCUAAAGAUCAACCUGAAGGAAGUGGAGGUCGCUGCUGAUGUGGAUCUGGACGUCAUCGCUGAGAAAACGGAGGGCUACUCUGGAGCAGAUAUCACCAACGUCUGCAGGGAUGCAUCCAUGAUGGCAAUGCGUCAUCGGAUCCAUGGCCUGGGCUUGGAGGAGAUCCAAGCUCUCUCUAAAGAUGAGCUGCAGAUGCCUGUGACAAUGGAGGACUUCACACUCGCACUCAAGAAGAUCUCCAAGUCAGUCUCUGCUGCUGACCUGGAAAAGUACGAAGCUUGGAUGGCGGAGUUUGGGUCAGUAUAGACAAGAAAACCAUUUAGAGGAGAACAGACCCUUUAAAGGAGGGCUUGUAAACUCUAGUCCACACGAGAGAACUGGUGCCCAUGAGAAAACAUAACUUAAUCUCCUUUCACUUAAUUUCCUUUUGUUGCACCUUUUAUACAACUGUCCAUGUCGUCCAGCUGCACAGACUUAAAUGAGCUGAGCAAGAAUUUAAAAAUACUAAGAAUUAAAGGUACAAAAAUGCAAAACUGAGCACCAGACCAAAACAAGAGUAUUGCGCAAAUGAAAACAAACCAUAAAUACAGAUUUGUGCUAUUUUGAAUGCAUCAAGUUACUUAAAAACCACAAGCAGAACCAGAGGGCUGCCUUCAGCUGGACACUGUGGACUACUUUCUGACAUUACUGUAUGGCUUGUUACCUGCUGUGUUUAGUGCUGUGUUCAAGUGGAAUAAAAAAUUAUGGAAUGGAAACCGUUUACACGAUAUCCUGAACUCUGAGCUUUCAGAAAACAUGUGUGAGUGUUCUAAUGGCUUGCCUCUUGAACACAACAUGAUUAUAUACUGUCCAGCAGACUGCCUGCCAAAACAGAGGCUUGAUGACGUGACAUCACUCAAUACUCUACUACUAUGUACAUAUUUACAUAGUUAUUAAUUAUUGUUUGCUGACAUCUUGUGAAGUUUAAUGUCGCAUAUUGCACCUUUAAGUCAGUUUACUUGAAGUCAAGAACACUGUAAUAAUAAACUCAGGAAAAAGCUAAUAAUAAUAAGUUCAUCUUGAGUUUGGAUUAUUUUUGUUAAGCUAUGUUUUUUAGUGUGCAAGGUACACCACACAAAAAAACAAUUUAGAGACUCAGUCUCGAAAUUACACAUUUCUGGUGAUCUAUCACAAUAGUAACAUCAAAUUCAUAUUAGUAUUUGGCUGCACUUAUGACCAUGCACAGCAUCUGUUUAAGACUGUUUAAAAUUGGACUCUCAAUGUACAUGUACCUGUAUUUUUGGUAAAGACUGAAGUAACAUAGGAAACGUGUCCAUUUGCCUGUUGCACCAUCCUAACUGCACAUACAGGUGUGUUCAAAAUAAACUUAAUGUUGGCUGUUGAGGAUCUUUACUAUUUUACAUGUUACUUUUAAGAUUUCCUGAGAAGCACUGAGUUGUAAAAGACCUUUUUUAUUAUAAUUGUUUUGAAGAUGACGUCCAAAUCCCUCACUUGAGCAUUACAGAAUUGUAUCACUAUCAAUGUCAAUUAUUCAUUUUGUUUGCAAUGUGACAAAAAUAUACAGCUAAGAAAUAAAAACGCAUGAAUAUUAUAGUCUAUAAAUAAUUUUGCAGCACAGUGAGACCCAUAGAAUAACAUAUUGUGUUAUCUAAUGUAUAAUGUGUCCUUGUGUGUCUCUGUCAACUAAUAAAAGAGGUGAUUACAACCUG